AACACCUCGGCCUCUGCCCUGCAGCACAUCUCCAGUCACUCUCUAAAGAAACAGCCCGGGGGGAGACGCUGCCUGUCACCGCGUUCCUUUCCAGCACCGAGGGGCAAUGAGUGACUUCACGGCGCGCCGUCAUGGGAGAAAGGGGCCCCGGGGCCACAACAGCGUCUGCGCGCUCGCGUUGUGGAGGACGCCAACCCAAGUGUCCAAAUGAAAGAGGGACGGCGGUGGUGGAGGACUCCCCCUGGACUCGCUGCUGUGAAACACUAUGAAGGCAAAGGGUCUCCCGGCGCAGCACUGAGAGAGCCAUGGAUCACCUUUUCCGGAGGAAGCGGGUCGGUCUGCUCAAACCGCUGCUCAGCCUGUCGCUGGUGUGCGCGUCGUUUUUGAUGAUCCACAAGUUGCGGCUGGCAGAGAAGGACGGGCUGGGGCUGAAACGCGCCAGGGACGCCGACUGGUGCGGCUCCGAGUGCUUCUCGUUCAAGAAGAGAGUCGUGAAGAGCGGCGCGGGCAGCUCGGACCCCCCGCUGGUCAGGCAGUCGGACGCGCAGCGCGUCUCCAACGGGACCCCGGCGUCCUGGGACGCGCAGGUUCUCAACUGCAGCGAGGACGCGUCGGUGAGGACCCAGGACUGGUUCCGGCGCCUGGACCCGAGGUUCCACCAGUUCGUGCUGCACAGACACUGCCGGUACUUCCCCAUGCUCAUCAACCACCCGGAGAAGUGCACCGACGGCGACGUGCACCUCCUCAUGGUGGUCAAGUCCGUCAUCGAGCAGCACGACCGGCGCGAGGCGGUGCGUAAAACCUGGGGCAACGAGGAGACGGUCGAUGGGAAGAAGAUCAAAACUUUGUUUCUUCUGGGGAGCCCGGCGACGGGCAAGGACACCAAGAACCUGCAGAAGCUGAUCGAGUACGAGGACCGGAUCUACGGGGACAUCCUGCAGUGGGACUUCAUGGACACCUUCUUCAACCUGACCCUGAAGGAGGUCAACUUCCUCAAGUGGUUCGGCAUCUACUGCUCCGGCGUCCGGUUCAUAUUCAAGGGGGACGACGACGUGUUCGUGAACACGCGCAACCUGCUGGAGCUGAUCGACUUCACGGUGGAGGAGCGCAGGGAGGCCGACGCGUUCGUGGGCGACACCAUCUCCAAGGCGAUCCCCAUCCGCAACCGGCAGAGCAAGUACUACAUCCCCAAGGAGCUGUACGACAAGCCGUACCCCCCGUACGUGGGCGGAGGGGGCUUCCUCAUGUCCUCCGCGCUGGCGAGGAGACUCUUCGUGGUGUCGCAGGGCCAGGAGCUGUACCCCAUCGACGACGUGUUCCUGGGCAUGUGCCUGCAGAAGCUUCGCCUGGCGCCGCAGACGCACCCGGGCUUCAGGACCUUCGGCAUCACGCGGCGCAGGGUGAGCCCCAUGAACAACGAGCCCUGCUUCUACAAGAGCCUCAUCGUGGUGCACAAGCUGAGCGCGCCGGAGCUGCUCCGCAUGUGGAGCGUGGUGCACAACGGGGCGCUGGUUUGUGCGCAACGGACCUCCGUGUGGUCGCCGGGGUCGAAUCAACUCGAGCGACCCAAAGGGCACACGAAUUGACCAACGCUGAGCUGAUUUGCAUCGUGUAUCGUCCAUACGUGGUGAAUUUGGGUGGGGGGGGGGGGCUUCGUCUCCCAGCAACAAACAAAAAACUACACACAUCUUACAUAAAUCAAGUGUUUGCACACUUCUGCGGUAAACUGAGCAGGCUGGAUUGUCCUGUCCACCACUGUACGUUUGCUACUGUAACCCCCCCCCCCCCAAUUUUUUGAAACCACUACCACGCAGUCCAAACACUAAAGGAAGGUUUCUGGAUUUCUGAUCCAUGAUUCUCGGUGCCAAUUUCAGUUGCAGUCUGGUGGUUCCAGUGCCCUCACAGAGAGAAAGACCUGAAGUGUGAGGAGCAGUUGGUUUUAAUCGUCAUUUUAAGGAUUUUAAGGAUUUCAAAGUGACUGUCAAAAGGGAAAAAUCCAUGGACUCGGAGCACGUUCAGAGGCCAGUGAUGAUUUUGUAGGGUACUGAAGUUGUAAAAAAAAAAAAAGAAUAUAUAUAUAUAUAACAAUAAUAAUUAAAGAAAAAGCAAAUGAUAAGAUUUUAAGUUAAUAUAUUACAUAAUUGUGUUAAUUUGUUUGAUUUUCACAGACAGGCCAAACAACAACAACAACAACCAACCAAAGACACUUAAAGGUCUGUGCAACUGUAGAUUUAUGUAUGAUAGUGUAAAUAAAACUGGAUCUCUUUAUAACUGCAGAAUGGAU
Messenger RNA from Scophthalmus maximus (turbot), 2284 nucleotides. It is a transcript of the gene b3gnt7l, whose product is annotated as UDP-GlcNAc:betaGal beta-1,3-N-acetylglucosaminyltransferase 7, like. The transcript has a single exon. The record is from RefSeq and is a predicted model, not a curated record. Bases 306 to 1586 code for a protein of 426 amino acids. Gene Ontology annotation, cellular component: membrane. Lineage: Eukaryota; Metazoa; Chordata; Actinopteri; Pleuronectiformes; Scophthalmidae. Gene Ontology annotation, molecular function: hexosyltransferase activity.